This is a messenger RNA of Durusdinium trenchii, 1875 nucleotides long. The record is from the annotation of a GenBank genome assembly. NCBI's taxonomy places the organism in Eukaryota, Dinophyceae, Suessiales, Symbiodiniaceae.
AUGCAUUUGCUCAAUUUGCACAACCUAACUGUGAAGGAGAUCCCUGCAUUGGAGUUGGCACCAAUUGCCGUGCACGAAAUCGUGAUCGAAGUCUUGUUUGGCGCCUUAGAUCCCCAGAAGCUGAAGGAAGGACACGUGUCCCCUCCCACAUGGGAGGAGCUGGAGAAGCGGUUCACCACUCUUGAAAAGAAGCAAGAGGAUUUGACCAAGAGUGUCAAUGAGGACCAGUUGCUUUGGCACAUUUGCAUUCGCAGAUUCUAUGGAGAAUUGAACUUCUGGAACGCAUUGCUGCCUUGGAGCAGAAAGCCGCUACCGGAGGGACUGGAGGCCGCACCUGUGAAGCGUCCACAGCAGAUGGACGACUGCUUGCUGACGCUUCUGGCUUCACCUAUCGUGAUUCAUUUGCUCUUUAAGUUUACAGACUUCUUCAACCGUUCAACCCAGCUGUUCCACCGCAUGAUCCUCCGAAUUAUUGUCUUCCUGGGCGCCUCCAUAUGGUUAACAAAGGCCUCGUUGAAGACGAACUUCGAGGCCACCACCAGCGCUUUGAGGCUUCACAUGGCAGAGUCCUUUCAGCAGAUGAGGAUGCAACACUGGCUUGCCUGGAAGCUUUCUACCUUCAUCAUCUCGGUGAGCACAGGACUUUCUCGAACUACGCUCGCCUUGGCAGCGGUGAAUUUUGGCGUGCGGGUGCUGCCGGAUACGUGGACCUGGGACCUAACCACAUCAGAUCCCUAUUUGAAGCUUUUGGAUGCUGAUGGCAACGGUGAGCUGACGGCGCAAGAAGUCUUCGACUUCGUUUUCAGUAUAAGCAACCGAAUCUGGCAGGUCUGCAUGACCUCCCUGUUGGGUUUUUGCUUGCUAAGGUUGUUGAAGCCGCCAAGUGAUCAGAUACCCUGGAGUGAAGUGAAGGGGAGAAAAAGCAGAAGCAAGAACGCGCCCAAAAGUGCUGAUGGAAAUGAUGUACCAAGUACAAGUGCACAAAGUGUGCCGCUACCUCCUAUGUGCCAAGCUUUGUCCCGAGUCGUCUUUGCGAUGCAAAACCCGCGCAAUGCAGAGCUUCGGAUCCUAGCCCGACGUGCGGCCAUGGCGAGUCGCUUCAUCGACUUUCUGAUCAUCAUGGCAUUUUUUGUUUGGCCUUGGACCUUUCUCUUUGGCUUGAGACCACGCUUGAUCUUUGCCUUCGGUGGAGUGGGAGGCUUAGCCGUAGGCUUGGCCGCAAGGAAUGUGGUUGGGAAUCUCAUCGCCAGCUUUCUGAUUCAGCUGAACCGACCCUUUGUGGAAGGCGAUGAGAUUGAGCAUGCCUCAAAGAACCUCAUUGGAGUCGUCGAAGAGAUUGGGAUCAUCAACACUCACGUCAAUAGUCGAGACGGGGUUCUAGUGCAUGUGCCAAACACUACGCUGUUGGACGAUGUCGUGGUGAACAUGUCCAUGAGAGACUUUCGCACGAUUCUGGAGUCAGUUUACCUGGUUCCGGACAGCGUGGAAAGCCUCUCGCAGUUGGUCGAAGAUAUCCAACAUCGACUGGAUACUUUCGAAGGCUUGUUGCAGGAAGAAGAUGUUCAGCGUUUGCUACGACUACGAGGGGGUCGAAUCAAGCUCUUCCGUCCACUCUGCAUGUUCGAUGGUUAUUGCGAUCUAGGGCUAAAACUCACGAUUUAUGCCUUUGCCAAGGGAAGCCUCUCCCGCAGAGACUUUCAGCACUUGAAAAGUCGAUUGAUGUUAUCCGUCCACGACAUUGUGCUCUCUCAAGGAGUUCAGAUUGGGCAGCUUGCCACUUCUGAUGUACGGCGACGGCGCAAGACAACAAAUGUGGCGCCCAAACAGCGCAGCAGUGAGAAGAGCUCUGAAGGCAACGAUGACCUUUUUAGUUGA